AACGAAGAGAAGUGGAAAAAAUGGCCUGAGUUGUCCGUAUUUUCAACAAAUUGUACGCUUUUACCCGAGGAAAGCAUCAUUUAGGGAUUUGUCAGUGUGGAGGUGUAGAAAAAAUUGUGAUUCUUUGAAGAUUUCGUCUUCAAAAUCAGGGAUAAUUUUGCGUGGCAACAGUGCGGUUGCUAUUGACUUGGUUGACCCAUAUUAGUUUGCCUUAAUUUUUGCGCUAAUCGUUCGUUGGCGCUGCAACGAGGAACCUUUGGAAAAAACAGGAAGAUUCGUAGCGCUUAUUUCUUGCCUUUGAUACAGACAGCUGCUUACGUUUACUUUGGGAGAAACUCGAUAUUUUGAGCGAGUACGUACUCAGUAAUUAUCAAUUCCCAGCUGGAGGAUCAAGAUUGCACUAUAGAUGCCAUACGUGCUGUAUACAUAGACGAUAUCACAGAAAUUGUCAAGUACACACGAUCUUAUGAGGAGAAGACUACUCACCCUGGUUGGGUUUACUUUCAACUAGCGGAUUUUUAUUUUACAUUUGGUCGUCUUCAACGAUGGCGGUAUACUUCGACCACAAGAUUCAAGCUCCUUCAGUAGCUAUACAAACUGACAUAGCGUGGCACCACACUUAUCCACUCUUGGCAGUUGCCUCAAAAAACGAACCGGAUGUAGGUGGUUCAGUUAACUUCUAUCUUGACGAGGGUGAACUUGUGGAAGAUUCUUCAAUACAACGUUCCAGCUUAGUAACAGCUAUUUUGUGGCACCCUGUAAGAAAGAUUCUUGCAAUCGGCUGGCAGAGUGGUGAUGUGUUAAUUUGGAAUGAACAUGACCAUGAGCUACAUGAAGCUUCUUCUAUUCAUCAGUCUGCAGUCCGGAUUAUACAGUGGAGUAACAAUGGGAACAGACUUGUUACCACUGAUGAGACCGGGAUCUUGGCAGUCUGGAAAGCAGAUCAGAAGGGUAGACUACAGCAAUCUCCAUUGCACCAACAUGAUGCUUCUUCACCAAUAACAGCUUGUGUUUUCAAACCACCAUCAAGCCCUGAGUAUGACAUAUCUAGCUUGGCAAAAGCAGCUGUGGCAGGAGACGAGGCUGCAUUGGACAUGUUAAGUUGGCGGAAGAGCAACAAAAGCACAUCAAAUACAUCAUCUGAUUAUUCCUUCUUUUUUGGAGUCACAGAUGGUUCUGUUUACUAUAUGGAUGAUAAAGGCCGUUGUUCGCAGUGUUUCACUGCAGAGGGUCCUGUCAAGUUCUUGUUGUACAGUGAGGGAAGGGACAUGAUUGUGGUAGUUACAGAAGGAUUGAUCCUCUCACAGCACAGAGUGGCACAUGAUGGCACUACAUCAGAAGUUGCUAAGGUAAAACUUAGUGGGCAAUCUGGUAAAAGUCAAAUAAUCUGGGCUGGAAGGCAAGUGUUAGCCACUGCAUCAGAGGAAAAUGUUGUCAGUUGGACCGGGAUCUUGGCAGUCUGGAAAGCAGAUCAGAAGGGUAGACUACAGCAAUCUCCAUUGCACCAACAUGAUGCUUCUUCACCAAUAACAGCUUGUGUUUUCAAACCACCAUCAAGCCCUGAGUAUGACAUAUCUAGCUUGGCAAAAGCAGCUGUGGCAGGAGACGAGGCUGCAUUGGACAUGUUAAGUUGGCGGAAGAGCAACAAAAGCACAUCAAAUACAUCAUCUGAUUAUUCCUUCUUUUUUGGAGUCACAGAUGGUUCUGUUUACUAUAUGGAUGAUAAAGGCCGUUGUUCGCAGUGUUUCACUGCAGAGGGUCCUGUCAAGUUCUUGUUGUACAGUGAGGGAAGGGACAUGAUUGUGGUAGUUACAGAAGGAUUGAUCCUCUCACAGCACAGAGUGGCACAUGAUGGCACUACAUCAGAAGUUGCUAAGGUAAAACUUAGUGGGCAAUCUGGUAAAAGUCAAAUAAUCUGGGCUGGAAGGCAAGUGUUAGCCACUGCAUCAGAGGAAAAUGUUGUCAGGAUGUGGAAUCUUGAGCAAAACGACAACUACAUACUUUCUGUUGAUGGCAGUGGCUUUGAAGCUGGGGAGGUUGUCAACUGUAUAUCAUUCAACAAAGUUAAAGGUAUUCUGGCUGGGGGAACAAACAAGGGAAAAGUGGCCAUGUGGAAACAUGUUGUGACUAAACCACAACAGAGAAAGCUGGAAGGACAAGAGAAAUGGGAUUUACAAUCACCAGCUGUUUUGGAGGGAGUAACACAGUUAUCCCAAAUACAGUGGGGUGGCAACAAAAGUCUCUUGGCUGUGAACAGUGGAGAAACAGUGAUAAUUCUAAAUGAACAAGUUAUGAAUGCUCACUAUAAUCAUGAGGUUGCAGGGGUUCAAGUUUCACCAAGUCAACUAGCCAUUGAAAAUUUCACAACUGACUAUCAUCAAGAUCUCAAGACAGAUAUUCAUAUCAAGGGAGUAUUUGUAACAAAGACACACACCGCAAUAUGGAAUGGUAAAAAAGUGGUGGUAUAUGAAGUGGCAAGUGACAAAAGCAUGGUCAGAGCAGAAGGUUCUUUCAGUUCUGAUUCUCCUGUUGUUGUUGCCCAUGAACAAAGUGUUUAUACUGUAGAGCCAGGAAAGAUCCAUGUCAGGACAUUUCAGGGGACAGUCAAGCAGAUCUUGCAGUUUUCAGAGGCAGAGGGGGACCCCAUUCUGUUAGAUGUGUGUGGGAAUUUUCUUGUUGCUGGAACAUCUGUGGGUUAUAUCAAGUUGUGGGAUUUGUCAAGAAGGGAAGCUAAACAACACUGCAAUCCCAAGUCAUUAGAGGAAAGUAUAGCAGGGAUCGGCAAACUCAAAUCGGUCAGAUGCAACUGCAAUGGAACCAAAGUUAGCAUCAUGUGUGAUAAGGCAAACAACUCUCCAGAUAGCAGAAUUUAUGUCUGGGACAUAGAACUUGACGCUUUUCAAUCAUUUGACUUUGCAACGGGCCUCAGCUUAGGAGCAGAUGAAGGCGAUAAAGAAAGCCCUGAUAUCAUGAACAGAGCACAGCAGGCAGCCGAAAUCGCUGGCCGGAGACCUUUGGCACAGUUUUGGGAUCCUACAGAACCCAAGUUGUUAGUCUGCGAGGCUGUACACAUUCCAGGAAUGUUACAGGAAACGUCAAACAGCAAAUCAUCCUCGAGGAAACCUGUGAAUAUGACUGCUGCGGAUGCCAGUAGAGAGAGUGAUGUGAUGGUGAUAUCGCUGUUCAGUACUCCAGAAAAUGGCAUCUUAAUACAAGACUUCUUUCCAAUUGACUCAGCUUACUUCAGUUUACUUGGAGUUCAAGUUCCCUUCUUCUACCUCGUUAAGAAGAGCAGUGAAUUAGAAGGCCCCCCUCCCCCUGACCCGCCAUCAUAUGCUGCGACGAACAUCCCCCUCCCUGACAAACACCACAUGGUCACUAAACACACCAUGAGGGAUUUUAUUGGACUGGAGAAAGCUGACGUGGAGGCCAGAAAAGCCAUGAUGAACUUCAGCUAUCUUUCCACCAUUGGAAACAUGGACGAAGCGUUCAAAGCCAUCAAGUUAAUCAAAAGUGAGUCAGUGUGGGAAAACAUGGCUCGCAUGUGUGUCAAGACCAAGAGGCUGGAUGUGGCUACUGUUUGCUUGGGAAACAUGGGAAACGCUCGAGCUGCUAGAGCGCUGAGAGAAGUGCACAAAGAACCUGAGCUGGACGCUAGAGUGGCUUUUUUAGCUGUACAACUUGGCAUGAUCGAGGAAGCGGAGAAGCUAUUCAAGAACUCUGGACGUUUCGACUUGUUAAACAAGUUUUACCAAGCCUCCAAUCAGUGGACUAAAGUAAGACAAUCCGAAACCUCGAACACCACCAAAAAAAAGUUGAAACUUUUGUCAAUAACGCCACGGCUUGUUUGUUUGCUUUUCAGCUUUGAGAAGGCAGACACACAUCGUUUUGAAGUGCCAAGAAUGCUUUUGGAGGAACCUCAGCAGUUAGAAGCUUACAUCUUGAAAACAAAGGACAAGGAGCUACGCAAAUGGUGGGCACAGUACAUGGAGAGCACAAGCGAAAUGGAAACAGCCCUGCAGUUUUAUGAAGCGGCUCGUGAUAAUCUCUCGCUGGUCAGAGUUUACUGCUACUGUGGAAACUUAGAAAAGGCAGCAGAAAUCUGCAAUGAAACAGGCGACAGAGCGGCCUCGUACCAUCUGGCCAGGCAGUUUGAGAAUCAGGAGAAAGUUCGAGAGGCUAUCCACUUCUAUACACGAGCUCAAUGCUACAGUAACGCGAUACGACUCGCCAAGGAACACGGGCUGGACAAUGAACUGAUGAACCUCGCGCUACUUAGCUCUCCAGAAGACAUGCUGGAUGUUGCAAGGUAUUAUGAAAACCAUCCCAACAUGCAGGAUAAGGCGGUCAUGCUUUAUCACAAGGGCGGUAAUGUCACCAAGGCGCUAGAUCUGUGUUUCGCUACGCAGCAGUUUGCGGCUCUUCAAGUUAUAGCCGAGGACCUCGACGAGAACACAGACCCAGAAAUGCUGGAUAAAUGUUCCAAGUUCUUUUUAGAGCAUGAACAGUACGACAAAGCUGUGGAGCUUUUGGUUGUUGGAAAACAGUUCUCGGAGGCAUUGGAUCUCUGCAUGAGUCAUAACGUAACAAUCACGGAGGAAUUAGCAGAGAAGAUGACCCUCCCUAAGGGCUCUGAUCCCGAGUUCCGAAACAAACUGCUCGAGAGGAUCGCUGACUGCUGCAUGCAACAGAGAUCUUAUCACUUGGCUACCAAGAAAUACACGCAAGCUGGAAACAAAGUCAAGGCAAUGAAAUCUCUCCUGAAAUCUGGCGACACAGAGAAAAUUAUCUUCUUCGCUGGUGUUUCGAGACAGAAGGAGAUCUACGUGAUGGCGGCUAACUACCUUCAGUCUCUUGACUGGCGCAAAGAUCCCGAGAUUAUGAAAAACAUCAUUGCUUUCUACACCAAGGGCCGAGCGCUGGACUCGCUGGCUAACUUCUACGAUGCUUGUGCACAGGUGGAAAUUGAUGAGUAUCAGAACUAUGACAAAGCGCUCGGAGCGCUCACAGAGGCGUAUAAAUGUAUGGCAAAAGCCAAGACGAAAAACCCUACCGACCAAGAAGAGAAGGUGGCUUUCCUUAAACAGAGAAUAGGUUUCCUGAAGAAAUUUGUUCAGGCUAGAAGAACAUACGACGAAGACCCAGACGAGGCUAUCAAACAGUGUCACAUUCUUCUUGAGGAGGCGGAUCUCGAAACAGCUGUGCGUGUUGGCGACGUGUAUGGAAUCAUUAUAGAACACUACGCACGACAGCAGAACUACACUAAAGCGUACUCUGUGAUGGAGGAAAUGCGGCGGCGAGUGCCUAAUGUCAACAUGGCGUACUACGUGAACAUGAAGACGAUAGAGGCGACCCACAAGGCUGUGGGAGCCCCACUGAUGCGAGGAAUGGGUGCUGAAAAAGAAAUCCGCGGGGAACUGGACGAAGAUGAAGGAGAAGAAGUGGAGGAGGAAGUGGAAGAGGAUCUGAUGAAUGGACAUGAUGAUUACUAGGCACCAGGGAGGGACGAGAAGAGAAGAAAAGAGAAGAGACGGACUAGAAUCUACUGAAAGUGAUGGCGGUUUUGGUGACAGAUUUGCACGGUCUUGGUCGACAGUAACAUUUCAUGAAGAGUGAAGUAGUCAAUUAGGACAACUGAGAAGACGAUGAUGUUAUAGAAUUCGAAAUGAUGGGCUCGCGCGUUGGUAAAGCUGGUUGUUACAAAAUACCAUGAGUAGUUGCUCCAUACUUAAAUUAUUUCUCGUUUGGACAGACCGAUUUUCUUGGCGCAACGAUCGACGUUAUGGAUGUUUCUUAGUUAACGGCGAGUAUGGGUUAGGUCAUGGUUGAAGUCGUGAUGGAACUAUGCGACUUUAGAAUGGUGCGGUAUAGGAGUAAGACAGACAACAACGAGGGAAAGUUAAUUGCAGAUGAUUACGUGAAACAUUGAACUCGGACUCGAGGAAAGAGAGAACUAAAGGGCCUUAAAAUCUAUCCUGGCGGAGAGUGUCUCCGAAAUUCACCAAAAUCAUCGAUGCCCAUAAGCUACAGGGCGAGAAGUUGAAUUAGGGGAAGAGGUCAAGAUUACGGUAGAUUUUCGUUGAGUUUGCGAAAUAUUGUACAAAUUUACAUACAUAAUUAACAUGAUUCAUUUCACUUUUCUAAUCCAGGAAACAAGUGUCGGAAUCAACAGCCGCGUGUUGCUAAGCAACAUGGUCAAACUGACAUAACAAUGAUCGUGUUCUCGUGCUCUUUUCUGAUUGGACUAAAAGAAUCGGAAAAUCUGCGAAUGCGUACGAACUCUCGUGCUUUCGACUUUGUUGUUUUAAAAAUUACAAGUUCUGCAGUUGGAUUCACAGUUGUGAUAAACAUGACAUUUAGAGAAAUUUAGGACCACGUUUGCUUUUUCUUGAAUUAUUAGCUAUCAAAACAACUGGGAGUCACAUCCACAACAAACUAGAAACAUUUCGCUCUCACCCAAGAACGGCAAACAACAGGCGGCAACUGAAAUAACAGAGGGUUAUUUGCCAUUUGUGGGGAGAAUGAGAUGAAAAUUCCAGACGAAGCUUAAUGUUUUGCUGUUCGACUAAACUUUUCUUUUCAUGUAUAUGAUCUUUGAACAAACCAUCAGCAGGGUGAUCAGUGAAACCAAGACAGGUUGAAGGGUAAGAGAGUGAAUUCCCUACAUUUGCCUGGUUUAUUCACAAGUCAAUCCCUCUCAAGUUACAUUUAAAUCACUUCCAGUUCUAGAAAUCCCAUCGGUUCUAGAAAUACCCACACCUGUGUCGCGGAUUGUGCUCACGUGGACAGCCCGAGCGGCUUUACACGCAUUGUCAUUCUCCACGAAAACAUCCACGCCACACGCGUGGUAACAUCCGCGCAAGAACUAGAUACCACGUCUAAAGAGAACUAAGAGGGAUCUUGAGAAUAAGGUCUAUACGUGGAAUUAACUCUCUUACUCUAACCCUUCAUCCUUGGUGAAAAAUUACACAUAACAUCAUAAUUUCGUGCGUUGAGUAUUUUGCCUUUUCUGCGGUCCACUUUUCAAGUAGACGGUCUGAAAAGCAAUAUGCUCGAUAGCUCCAUUGAGUGCACAGGCAC
Orbicella faveolata is the source of this 7080-nucleotide messenger RNA. RefSeq names its product intraflagellar transport protein 140 homolog. Gene Ontology annotation, cellular component: ciliary basal body; axoneme; intraciliary transport particle A. Gene Ontology annotation, biological process: intraciliary retrograde transport. Gene Ontology annotation, molecular function: protein binding. NCBI's taxonomy places the organism in Eukaryota, Metazoa, Cnidaria, Anthozoa, Scleractinia, Merulinidae. The record is from RefSeq and is a predicted model, not a curated record.